Molecule: messenger RNA, 993 nt
Organism: Trichomonas vaginalis G3
Lineage: Eukaryota; Parabasalia; Trichomonadida; Trichomonadidae
Product: transcription-dependent tethering of RNA polymerase II gene DNA protein
Exons: 1
Coding region: 1-993 (330 amino acids)
Biological process (GO): RNA export from nucleus; transcription-dependent tethering of RNA polymerase II gene DNA at nuclear periphery
Cellular component (GO): nuclear pore
Molecular function (GO): ubiquitin binding; RNA binding
Source: RefSeq, a predicted model, not a curated record
AUGAUUGCGCAUGCUGCCACUGGUGCGCCAUCACAAGCCACUUUUGCUGUAGCUGAUGUUAAUCCAAAAGAUACAGUCUCAUGCAUGCAAGCUAUAGAUGCAAAAGGAAGGAAACUUCUCGCGGCUGGUUCUUGGGAUGGCUCUCUUAACGUUUAUGAAGUUAAUGAAAUCAAAGCCACAAAUAUAGUUUCUCAUGCAGAGUCAAACGUUGCUAUUAUGCGUCUUUGCUUUAAUGAAACGGGCGAAAUUAUAUAUUUUGCGACAUCGAGUGGUGAAAUCAGGUCAUUGACAAUAUCUUCAAAGCAAGUAGUCCCUCUUGGCAAUCAUAAAGAGCGUGUUGUCGGAAUUGGCUAUUACGCGGCCCAAAAAGUUGUUGUUGCUUGUUCUGCUGAUGGCUGUCUUCAAAUUUGGAAUGCCACAUCAAAACAAUCUAAGAAGGAAAUUAAGAUACAAGGCAAGCCAACAGCUAUGGCUUCUUAUGAAAAUUCAGUUUUCGUUGCUACAGACAAACAAAAGAUUUUCAAGGUAGAUCUUAACAAACCCGAUACUCAAGAGCACAUAGAUUCCAAAGAAAAGAGGCAAGGAUUAUACACAUGCUUGGCUAUUAAUCCUCAGCCAGGAAACAUUCAAGUUCUCGCAGGUUCUACAUACGGAGCUGUUGAAAUGAUCGUUGGACAUAAUAGUAAGAUAUUUGAAGCCCACAGAAAUGGAAAUCAAGCCUUUGCUGUAAAUGCUGUUGCAAUUACACAGAGAGGAUUCGGAAUUUCUGGUGGUACAGACGGAAAAUUAUGUUUCUACGUAUUUAACAGUGUUGCAAAAACUAAUAAUAACAUUGAUCUCGGAAAAGACGUUCAUGUUACAGCAUUAGCUUCAAUUGCAGAUGGAAUUGUUGCUUAUGCUGUUGGUAAUGAUUGGUCAAAGGGCGCUAUGGAUAAAACUCAGCAAGAAACGCAAAUUAUUAUAAGAAAAUACGCUGCCAAAGAGAUCAUGUAA